Xenia sp. Carnegie-2017 is the source of this 430-nucleotide messenger RNA. Its product is annotated as contactin-3-like. NCBI's taxonomy places the organism in Eukaryota, Metazoa, Cnidaria, Anthozoa, Malacalcyonacea, Xeniidae. The coding region runs from base 131 to 430 and encodes 99 amino acids. Gene Ontology annotation, molecular function: axon guidance receptor activity. The record is from RefSeq and is a predicted model, not a curated record. Gene Ontology annotation, cellular component: neuronal cell body; plasma membrane; axon. Gene Ontology annotation, biological process: synapse organization; homophilic cell-cell adhesion. The transcript is spliced from 3 exons.
UGCAGAACCGCCUACGUUUGUCAAAACAAUAGUCAGCAGUAAGCCGAACAUUUUUUCUCGGCAUACUUGGAGUUGUUUGACCAAAGGUGAUCCGGAGCCAACGCUUCAAUGGUAUGCCAAUACAACCGCUAUGAGCAAUGUGAGCAACCGUUACACAAUCGAAAACGGAACACUAACGAUUCAUAGUGUUGAACCCAGUGAUAACGGAAUGUAUCAAUGUGUUGCGAAGAAUGCUUUUGGUUUUGCAUAUCAGACAGUGUCGCUUCAAGUUCAAGUGAAGCCUCCAGAUAUCACAUCAGAUUUGAUAGCAAAGGAUUUUACUGUGGGUAACACUGGUCAGAUCUCGUGUAUAUCGGAAGCCAUUCCGCGAGCAAAACAUGAUUGGUUUUUCAAAGGAGAAAAGUUGGAAAUAAAAAACGACAAAAUAUGA